AUGACAUCUGCUAGAAUUAAUGAAUUCAAUAAGAAAUGUGAUAUUACAUUUCAAAUUCAUACUCAUAAUAAUCGAAAUUUGCGCCCCACAAUUGUAAAAGAGGAAUUAGAUUGGGUUUUAUAUUUACACAACUCACAUUUCUGUCUUAUAAGAAGAAAUAAAAAAAGUUUGGGUAUUAAAGAAAUAGAAGAUAAUUAUGAACAAGAAUGGAAAACAUGUAGAGACGAUAACACAGUAACACAGGUUUCACCUCUGAAACUAAACGUGUUUUCAAGUAUGAGUGAUGAUGGGUUAUUUGCUUGGGAUUGUGAAACAUAUUCAGAAAGUGAAACGCGUAAAGCAAUUCCUUAUGCGUGUACGUUAAUUAAUUUAAAAAAACUAAGAAAAAUGUUAGACACAAUAAAUAAUCUCUUUCCAGAUUUAAAUCCUGCAGAUAAUGUUCCAGAAGAAUUUUAUGAUAAACUAAUGAAUAUAGUAGAAAUAUUUGUAGCAAUGUCGGAUUUAGUCAGUAAAUAUCCAAAAGCAGAACGUGCUAGACCGUUUCUAGAAGAACAAGAAUUUGUAAAACUCUUCAAUAAACAAAAAUUUAGACCUAGAACAGCUAUUUUAACAGUGUGGUUUGACUAUCCCAAAAACAUGUUCUUCCAACCGAUACCAGCAGAUAAAAUAUCUUACACAAAUAAAGAAGGAAAAAAGGAAACUGGCACUAAAAUCAGGUUUAGAAAUGGUUUCUGUUCAGUUGUUUUAACAUCGGUCGAUAUUCAAGAAAUAGUGAAAGCCGGUGGACGAAUUAAUAGAAUAUUAGAUGGUAUAGUAUACGAAGAAAAUUUUAAAACUCCACCAUACAGAGAUUAUAUUUUAAUUUUGAGAGAUCUAAGAUAUAAAUAUAAACGAGAAGUUAAUAUGGUUGGUAGAAUUUGCAUGAAAUUAUUAAGUUAUUCCUUGUAUGGAUUCACAUGUUAA
Molecule: messenger RNA, 963 nt
Organism: Lottia gigantea (owl limpet)
Lineage: Eukaryota; Metazoa; Mollusca; Gastropoda; Lottiidae
Exons: 2
Coding region: 1-963 (320 amino acids)
Source: RefSeq, a predicted model, not a curated record